Emys orbicularis (European pond turtle) is the source of this 581-nucleotide messenger RNA. It is a transcript of the gene TMEM35A, whose product is annotated as transmembrane protein 35A. The record is from RefSeq and is a predicted model, not a curated record. Gene Ontology annotation, molecular function: acetylcholine receptor regulator activity. The coding region runs from base 63 to 569 and encodes 168 amino acids. Gene Ontology annotation, biological process: positive regulation of protein localization to cell surface; chaperone-mediated protein complex assembly. Lineage: Eukaryota; Metazoa; Chordata; Testudines; Emydidae. The transcript is spliced from 2 exons. Gene Ontology annotation, cellular component: endoplasmic reticulum.
UGACCACCUCCUGCACGGACAGAGAGCAAGAGGCCUAAUUAGGACGUCCUCUCACUGGCCCAAUGGCAUCUCCCAGAACUGUAACCAUUGUGGCUCUCUCGGUGGCUCUGGGGCUUUUCUUUGUCUUCAUGGGGACGAUCAAAUUGACCCCAAGGCUCAGCAAAGAUGCCUACAAUGAAAUGAAACGAGCCUACAAAAGUUAUGUCCGGGCCCUUCCCAUAUUGAAGAAGAUGGGAGUCAGCUCAAUCCUUCUCCGCAAGAGCAUUGGUGCCCUGGAGGUGGCAUGUGGAAUUGUCAUGACACUGGUGCCUGGACGCCCCAAGGACAUGGCCAACUUUUUCCUCCUGCUGCUUGUGCUCGCUGUACUUUUUUUUCACCAGUUAGUGGGUGACCCACUCAAGCGCUAUGCCCAUGCCCUUGUCUUUGGGAUCCUGCUCACUUGCCGCCUACUGAUCGCCCGCCAGCCUGAGGAGCAGCCACCUGAGAAGAGGAUCCUGUUGGUGAAUGGUGAUGAGCAGCCACUUGCCCACGAGGCAGCUCCUGAGAAAGGCAAAGUAAAGGUGUCUUAGAGGAAUGCAUUU